Molecule: messenger RNA, 1323 nt
Organism: Fraxinus pennsylvanica
Lineage: Eukaryota; Viridiplantae; Streptophyta; Magnoliopsida; Lamiales; Oleaceae
Source: the annotation of a GenBank genome assembly
AUGGGAUCUGACGAAAAAAGUGCUGUGUUGCAUGGUAAGUAUGAAUUAGGGCGACUUUUGGGCCAUGGCACGUUUGCAAAAGUGUACCAUGCUAGGAAUUUGCAGACGGACAAGAGCGUGGCUAUGAAAGUUGUAGGCAAGGAGAAGGUGAUUCGUGUAGGGAUGAUGGAGCAAGUGAAGCGUGAAAUCUCGGUGAUGAAGAUGAUGAAGCAUCCCAAUAUUGUUGAGCUUCACGAGGUUAUGGCAAGCAAGUCCAAAAUUUAUUUCGCCAUGGAAUUCGUUCGUGGUGGCGAGUUGUUUGCUAAAGUUGCUAAGGGCCGCUUGCGCGAAGAUGCAGCCAGGCAUUAUUUCCAGCAAUUGAUUUCGGCCAUUGAUUUUUGUCAUAGCCGUGGUGUAUAUCACCGGGAUCUGAAGCCGGAAAAUCUAUUGCUGGAUGAAGAAGGUAACCUCAAAGUCACAGAUUUCGGGCUGACUGCAUUUGCAGACCAUCUUAGGCAAGACGGCUUGUUGCACACCACUUGUGGGACGCCGGCAUAUGUUGCCCCGGAGGUGAUUGGGAAAAAGGGGUAUGAUGGGUCAAAGGCGGAUAUUUGGUCAUGUGGCGUGAUUCUAUAUGUGUUGUUAGCUGGAUACCUGCCAUUCCAAGAAGAUAAUCUUGUGGCUAUGUAUAAGAAAAUUUACAGAGGCGAUUUCAAGUGCGCGCCAUGGUUUUCAUCCGAGGCACGAAGAUUGAUCACCAAGAUGUUGGAUCCAAAUCCAAGUACGAGGAUAAGCAUAGCAAAAAUCAUGGAUUCAUCGUGGUUCAAGAAAUCGAUUCCAAAGAGUUUUAGGACUAAAGAAGAGCAGGAAUUCUCCGUUGAAGAUGAAGUGAAUAUUGGGAAGAAAAAGGAAGCUGAGACUUUGAAUGCUUUCCAUAUCAUUUCAUUGUCUGAAGGGUUCGAUUUGUCGCCUCUUUUUGAGAAGAAGAGGGUGGAGAAGGAGGAGUUGAGAUUUGCAACCACUCAGCCAGCAAGCAGCGUGAUAACCAAGCUCGAAGAGGUGGCAAAAAUAAUGAAUUUUAACGUCAAAAAGAAUGAUUCAAGUGUCCGAUUGCAGGGGCAAGAGAGUGGCAGAAAGGGGAAGCUUGGAAUAGCUGCUGAUAUCUUUGCUGUGACACCUUCAUUGUUGAUGGUUGAGGUGAAGAAGUCUAGUGGUGAUACUUUGGAGUACAAUCAAUUCUGCAGUAAAGAGUUGAGACCUGCACUUCAAGAUAUAGUUUGGACAUCAGCCACUGGCGAUUCAAUGCUUGCUUGGAAGUGUUCUACAAGUUCCUCCAAUAAAUGA